This is a messenger RNA of Orbicella faveolata, 1144 nucleotides long. RefSeq lists its product as uncharacterized. Lineage: Eukaryota; Metazoa; Cnidaria; Anthozoa; Scleractinia; Merulinidae. The record is from RefSeq and is a predicted model, not a curated record.
GUGGAUGCCAGCUACUUUCAGGACAGACGCGUGAAAAACUGACGUCAAUUUAAUUUGCUAAUGCUUGUAGGGUUUGAAAUGCUCCCGCACCGAGUCUGCGCGGGCUGACAUCCUUGGCGGCAUUUAAGGCAUCAGAAUGUUGAAUCAAACUCCCAGUGUAUGAGAUAUACGGCUCGGGCUUUACUUCACUUUGACCAUCCACUCACAGACGAAUGAGAGCUCGUUAAACUGAUCCGCCAUUCUUGACCCCAGUCCUUUCGCUUGCUUGACAGAAGAGAAGCACUUGUCCCCCCCUGAGGGGGAUCUGAGAGUCAAGCAAAAGAGCAGGCAAGGUUGGUUGCGUUUUGAUAAACUCUUCUAUAAAAUGACUCUAACCGUCAAGAUCAAACUCCUCCGUGUCUUGUCUAUUGUUCAGUGCUGGAUAGCACUGUGGUUGAUAGUGCUUGGGAUUGUGGAACGCGCUCGAAUCGAUUGGAGACUUUCUGGGCUUGGUAUGCCCAUCUGGACUGGAGUUUGGGUUGCUAUCACUGGGUCAUUUGGUGUCUUCAUUACUUUUAGACAUCUUCAAAAGUUGUCCAACACUUUUAUCAUUCCUCAGCAUUUGGCCAUGACAUUUAUGGGCUUCUCCCUGACUUGUGGCUUGUUUUGUGCCAUAAUCAUGGUUUUGAAUGCAUCAGAGUUGUCUGAUGCUGGAAAGAAAACAUUUAGGAUUUAUACUGGAAACAAUGAAAAUUUCCGUGCAGUCAAUGUGCCGUUUAUUUAUGAUAGCAAACAUAAAGAAGAGCAUGCCUUAAUUGGCUCCAUCUUUGCAUUCACUGUGGUGGAACUCAUACUGGCAAUGUGGUCAGCGGCACUGUGUUUUAUUAAUGAUCGCCAGGCUCCACUUACAAAUUACGAAGUUCCGUUAAUGUCGCCAGAUGGUCAAGGGCAAGGUGGAACUAGUGCAGCCGUACUAAGUGCAUAGACAUGAUGCAUACAAUACGCCAGUAAUUUAUGUCAUUUUUCUUUGUGUACGCGAUAAUCACCCACACAGGUCGUUGGAAAUUCGACUAGAAAAAUGUCUUUAAGUUAAUGACUGAUAAACAAUGCAUGUGAAAAGCAAAGGCGUACGGGCCGGUUGGGCGGAGGGGCUGAAGCCCCCCCC